AUUUUUUGCUUGUAUUGAAAAUAAUAUGCCUGGUGGAAGUGCAAAAAAGCAAAGUCCUGGCAGCGACUCCGCAAAGAAAAAUACAAGCAAUAGUUCGGUACGAAAUGUAAGCGGGUCAUCGGGGAGUCGCAGGGCGCGCAAAAGAAAGAGAUGUCAAGUUAAAAGGUUUAGCGAUAGCGACUUAGAGUCCGAAUUGGAGGAUAUGGAGGAUGCGGUUGAAAUCGAAAAGAAACUGCGAAAAGUGGCUAAAGAAAAUGAUUUAAGUCAUGAUGAGAUGCGCCAAUUGAUACAGAAAUUUGUAAAAAAUGAACAUAUUCUCGCGCUGGUCACACUAAAAGCAGAAGAUGAAAUUGAGCGUGAACGUCAAGAAUCCGAACAACCAGCUAUAAUAAUUACUGACACACCGUCUGUGCCCAAAUUGACGCGCGCUAGAGCACGCGAGUUAAAUAAAACGCCUGGAAUUACAUUGCCAGUAGUAAAUGAAAUUAAAGAGCCGGAAAUUGCAACUCUUAUACAAGACGAAUUAAAUUCAGAUGAAGACGAUGAAGAGUAUGUUUUUAAAGAAGAGGAUUUUAUUUCCGAUGAAGAUCCAAAUAGCACAGUUUCAGAUUUGGAUUCGAAUCCACGCACACCGCAGACCCCUUUAUCACAGACAGAAGCUGAAGACUCGCCCGUAAAGUUGACCGCAGAUGGCUGUUUUAAAAUACCGUUGGAAAAACCUAAGAGCACACGCGAAGAUGUGCGAAUUGCCGCGCGAACGCGUUCAAAAUUAUGCCUGGAGCAAACCGCUAUCGAAGAUAUAGAGUCUGAGUUUGUGCCACCUGAUGUGGAACAAAUUGAUUUACAAGAUUUUGAUAUGACUGCCAACGAUGAGGAUUGGAUGCAAUUUCUAAACGAUUUUUCUAAGCCCCUAAGCACCAGUUUUGUGGCAGAUGAAGAUGAUCCCAUUAAUGAUCCUGAAUAUAUAGCCGCCGAGAAAAUAUUGGAGGAUGCUGAAGAGUUGCGUGACGUGAAUAUACCUAGAAAGGAAUUGACUGAUCUCGUGGCUGAGUUGUUUGAAGGCUUGGUCAAUGAAGGCGUGUCUCUUGAAAGCAUUGAGUUGGAUACACCACAAAAGUUUUUGUUAGAUAAUUUCGGCGAGACGACCAUUACCGAAGACAAAAACAUUGAGCCCGUUUCUGAUAAGUUCGCUACACCUACAAUUCCUGACAAAGAUAAUAGCCGAAUAGUGAGAGAACUAAAUUUUGAUACACCAACAACCCGACAAUAUAAUCCCCCACAGCAACAGCCAAAUUAUAUCAUUGAUGUACCACCAUUAGUUCCUCUUAGUAACAGAAACAAUGUGACUACAAAUGAUUACUCAUUCAAUCCAAAUGUUGUGUCCACUCCUUCAACGCAACUACAAGCGCCUGUGGCAUACACAAACAGUCCAGACCAAGGUGGCAGUCAAAUUGUAACUCUUCCCCCCUCCAACUUUUCGUCGGAACCCGAAUGGAUAGCUGUUAAAAUACCCGGACAAAAUAAUUCCUAUCAAUUAGCUCGUGUUGUACCAAAUGCUAAUGCAAUUGGACCACCGCCGCUAGUUAGAAUACAGCCACAGAGAAUGCCAGCGCGUGCCCCAGAACCAACUACUUCUCCAAAAACCCCAGAGCAUCCACUUUACAGUGUACCAUACGACACAAAUUUUACAUGGGAAUAUAUAUCUAUUAGAAAACAUGUAUAUACUGAAUAUUUAAACAAAUUCGAGACUAAUCGUAACAUGUCGAACAAUAUUUCACAAAUGGAGGAGUUGUCAAACCAACCGAUAGGCUUUACCAAGCAUCAACAUGAUAUAUUACAACAGCAGUUACGUAUCCACGUACAAAUGCUAACACAAACAUUUAUACAAAGCUACUCACAUCCGAUGUAUUGGAAGCUUUCGUUUAAGGCGAAAGACAUGUUGUUGGAAAUCGAAAACAGAGCACAAGACGAUGCGUCGUUCCGGGCGUGGAAUCUCCAGCUGGCUGUGAACCUUAUUCGACAAUGGGAGGAAGAUUUAAAUAAGGAUACUAAGGAAAACAAAGAAUUGAUGAAAUUUAUACACAGCGAAAUUAAUAGCACCAAAAGUAAUUGUCGUCAAGUUCCACGUUUUCCCCCACGCAUUAUGGAAUUUGUAAUAAAUAGCGAGGCGUUUAUGUAUCCAGAAUAUUUGCCCCGUAUACCGUUCACUUCAAGACGAACUAAAUAUGAGGCGUUUGCACCAGCUGAAAUGCAAUUAAUUGCUAUGGGUUUGGAACGUCAUAUACAAAAAAUACGCCAAACAGGUGAGCGCAUAUCAAAGAAAACGUCGGAAUUAAAGGUAGCUGUAGAACGGUUAACAAAGGACACAGUUUACGGCAAGUCGUUUUAUCGAAUAUGGACUCAAGUGAAAUGCUUGAGAAAUGCAGAUUAUUAUAAUCCGGUGAAGUAUUAUUUUGAACACAAACGUGCUCCACCAGUUCAACACAAGCUUAUUUACUUCGAAAACAAUAAAGUAUUACCACCUAAGGAUCGUUACACUGAGCUACCUUUGGCAUGGCAAACGCAUAUAGAUGAGAAAAGACGAGCAGAACGAAGAAAACGAGGUGUAUAUGCAUCUGAAGCAGCAGGUUCGUCCUACUUGGAAUUCGUUCGUGAAGCUUUGGGCGAAAAUAUAAAACUACCAGAGAGCACAACUCAAGCUUCAACACCGGACAACAGUGGCGCUAACUCAUCGUGGUUUUCACAGACAAAUAACAAUAGUUUCUUCACCAAAACUCGUUCGAAAAGAAGUAUUGCUAAUUGCGUAACUAUAAAUGUUAAUUAUCAUUUUACUGGUAUUACAACAAUUGGGGACGCACAACCACCCGUCAAUAACACAACAGCUCUAGCGAUAAAAGACACAUCUACUGACAAGGAUAACUUGAAUGCCUCUGACUACCAAAAUGCAAAUAUCGCUUCAUACAAUUACGAUUGGGGUUCCAAAACUUUACAACCGAUUCUUGAACCGCUGCAAAAUGGAGCAAGUUUAAAAUCUACCAGUACGCAGUGUGCAAGUGAGGGAAGUCAUUUAAAAAAUAAAUCAGCACGACGAAAGUUGCAAUUGCCUAGUAAGUUUAAAGCUGGCUACACCAAAAAUACGCGCUUUAGGACAUUGCGACGGUCGUGUCACAUAUUUGAGCGACAUAAGAAAAAUAAACGUCAGAGGCAACAACGAAUCACUUGUUUACUAAAUUGCUACCGCAAAAAUUUGAAGCGAAAAGAACUGCUGUACAAACGUGUACCAAUUGUACGCAAAGUUUACAGAUAUUUCAAAGCGUUAGAGUUAUACACAGACUUGUUAAGAGAUCUCAAAAUGGCUUGUCGUAAUGCUACUUCCACUACUUCUGGUACCACUACUGGCAAUGCGCAACCCAUAUCAACGAACUCGUCUACUACAGUACAGCAUUUGCCAACAGCAAAGUUUUUUGUGCAUAGUUCACAACAAUAUUUUGGUAAACGUACGCGUGGUGAAGAAGAGUCCAACGUCUGUUCGCGUAGCAAAAAGGCCAGCAGACAGGAGGAAAAUUUCAAACAUAUGCUGCUACCUGAUACGGCUGAGGAUGCAAAUCGCAAAGAUGCAAUUUACGCACUGAACUUUUAUGAAAAGGUGGAAGAGGCUUUAAAAGCCUCAAAUCGUUCCGAAGACUGUAAAAAAUUCAAUCAUAUACUCAAAACAUUCGAUCCGCGUCGUGAUAAGGUUGCGGAUUUAUAUUAUAAAUUAGAACAACUCUUUCUACCUGAGCAUCCUGAGCUGGCUCAGGUGUUCCUCACUUUUUUGUUACCAUCCGAAGCAGUGGAAAUUGGAAAAUUCUUCGAGCAUUUCAUGAUCAACAAUAUGACAACAUUUAUCAACAAAUUAAAUAUUUAUUUUAAUAAACAACCAGCUCAAAUCCGUAAAAUUUAUAACUGUCUAGCUGAGUUGGCGGAUGAUGCGGAAGUUACCAUGAAAAAAGUCGAAACAAAAAUUUUGCCACUGCUCAAGGGCAAUCAAUUUCUCAUUGAUUGGUUUUUGCAACAGUUUACCGAGGCUAAACCACCAGAAAGAAUAUUUUCAACGCCAGAACAUGUAAAUUUGAAGGAAGUCGAAAUCAAACCUAACCUGUAUGAAACUCUCAUUGAUUCACUCGAAGUUUCAGCGCCUUGCUGUGAACUGCAGCAGCAGCAACAGCAACAAAACCAAACGCAUAACUGUCAGUUGAGGUAUAUAAAUGGACGGAUCUUCUAUGGUAACAAAAUGACGCUGCCCGCUAAACUCUCUUUCAUGGCGAAUAACUGUCAGCCUGAAACGGCUGCAGAAUGCAAUAACGAAGAGCUGUUGGAACUGCAAAGGCCCGAAUGUGUGCACGGCAUACGCGAGCAUGGUGAGAAACAAUUGGCGGUUGCUGUGGACAAAGCGGCAGCAAAUGCGGCGGCUGACUGCAACAGUGAUGAUAACGAUAAAUCGGAGGAGGAAGAUUUGUCCAAAGUGUUAAUAGUUGAUAUGCCUAACGAUGAGGAUACCAGCUCCUCACUGGAAAUUUGUGACGAUACCGCUUUACGUGCACAUGCGAUGCGCCUUAAUCCCUCCUAUUAUGCGAAUACAUGCUUUGCGCCUGUUACGAGCACACCAAAUACAAGCAGUAACUACGCGCCUCAUCAUGCAAAUGCUAAGAAAUCCUCGUUAAAUUUCAACGAUGACGGUAAAAUAGUAUCACCGCGCAAACAUUCAACACCUGGUACACCUACAUGCGCCAACACAAGUACCGCCAGCCUAACACCUUUGCAAUGCCUAUCGCCGAACAACUCUAGUGCAACUAGCAGUGCGUUAACAACGACAACACUUACCGCACCCGCUACAAAUGCGGUCGGUAGUAAUAGCAGUAGUGAUAGCAAUGCGGACGCACAGAUCCCUCAACAGCUACGCGAUAAACGGAAAUCGCCCACAAAGAAGAUUAAAUCACCUGUGUCCGCGACGCGUGUACGCCCAAGCGGUAGCAACCUACAACCAAUGGUUGUUGUGUACGAACACAAUCCUGCCAUCGCGUGUGCCAAGAAACUAAAAUCUUUGAUUGCGGAGGAGGACUACGAAGGUGAAAUCGAUAAUAAAGAUCGUAUUGCUAUAGUAGCUUGUGCCAAAAAACCAGGCGACACGAGUCAAGAGUCGUCAGUUGCAGAGGAUGGUGUUGUGUUGCAGUCGCAUGAGCGUAGAUCUGUUUCACCGCAUACGCCACCGCUACUCACAGUAACUAAAUUGGAGCAUAGCGAUAAUUCCGAUGAUUUAGAAUUCAUACCAGAGAAUGCUGAAGUGUCACAUUCAUUUUCGCAUGACUGCUUUGAUCAGUUACAAGAAGCGCAGCAUGUUGAGGAUAGCGAUUCGCCAGAAGUUGCGACUACGACAACGUCAACGACUGCCCAAACGUCAAGUGUGUCUCAUCCCACUGCCACAAAUGAAAAUUACACUGAAGAUUGUAAGUUGGAGGUGGUGGCCACAUUAAGCGCUUCAACGCCAGAUGAUGAUGCAGCGACAUACAAAUCGAAUCAAGCGUCAGUUAAAGCGUCCACAGCUUGGACACGUGAAGAAGACAAGCUUAUAUUGAUCGAAAUGAAGUUGAGCGCCGGCAUUGAGAAGGAGCUACUCUUCAAACGUAUGCAUGAUAAGUUGCCAUCUCGUUCGUUGGCGGAAGUCAAAGAACGUUAUAAUUUUUUAAUAGACUUUCUGUCCAAGCUACAGGGCAAAUAAACACUUAUUUUUACUUUAAUUUA
Molecule: messenger RNA, 5781 nt
Organism: Bactrocera dorsalis (oriental fruit fly)
Lineage: Eukaryota; Metazoa; Arthropoda; Insecta; Diptera; Tephritidae
Gene: mute
Exons: 16
Coding region: 26-5758 (1910 amino acids)
Biological process (GO): regulation of DNA-templated transcription
Cellular component (GO): nucleus
Molecular function (GO): transcription coregulator activity
Source: RefSeq, a predicted model, not a curated record